UUCACUGUUGGUAAAAUAGAGUAUUAUGACAGUAGAAAGAGCGCGGAUUAAAAUUGUUUUGUUCCGUCCCCUACAUACACAGCCUAGUGGCUGACGCCGCAAUUGAUUCAAAGAAUAAGAAUUUUCUUAUUUUGUGGUAUGAUGUCUUGAUAAGAGGGAUCGGGAGGACAUGAUCAUCGAUAAACGUGAAUAGCAGAGUCCAGUCCAGGAUAAUUGACAGGCAGUAAAAUGAAAUGUGACCCAGGAACCGCUGAGCUUUUGUGGAUUCAAAGAAAAGCUUAAAAAAUGUUCUCAUCAAGCUGAAAGCCAAGACAUCAUUUGUUCCUUAUCCAGCAUCAGAUAUGUCCAAAGUCCGGUCCACUGGCAAUCGCGGCUAGAAGUGGUUUUGUAUUGCCUACACUUUAAUUGUUAAAAUGUUAUGUUUGUGGUUCACAUUGUUAUAAUUAUUAUAAUGCAGCACGAUAACUUUUUGUUUUCUAAAAGAAACAAGUAGACACUGCUGGACCUUGGACAAUUUUCGCGUUACCGAAUACGGCACUUUUCAAAAAGUUUAGACACCCCCGAAUUGAUGCGAAGAAUGUCGUACCACCUUAAAGCGGGUAGUCCAAAGUUCAACUUUGGCAACUGUGUUCGACCAUCAAAAGCCUAGUACUGGAAUUCCGUGACCAGUCUGUCUGCUGAGGAAAAGCUCAAACAAGGAAAAUGACUACUGUAGGGAAAAUAACAAAUUUUAUCCAAUGGGCGGACAGUAUGAAAGAUGAAAGGACAGCAGACUGGCUGUUUGUCUCCAGCCCAGUCCCAACAUUAGCAAUGACACUAGUCUAUUUGCUGUAUGUGAAAUGGAUUGGUCCAAAGAUGAUGGAAAAUCAGAAACCAUUCAAUUUAAAAUACCCAUUAGUACUAUACAAUGUAGCUUUGACAAUCUUGAAUUUUUACAUAUUCAAGGAGCUUGUCCUUGGGGCCAUAGAUGCUGGGUAUAGCUUUCCAUGUCAACCUCUUGUUUAUGAUAAGGAUCCAAAACAUAUACGGAUUGCUGCAGCAGUAUGGUGGUAUUACUUUUCAAAAGUUAUUGAAUUCAUAGAUACGGUUUUCUUUGUCCUAAGAAAGAAAGAUGAGCAAAUCAGUUUUCUGCAUGUCUAUCACCAUGCUACAAUGCCCUUUUUGUGGUGGAUUGGAGUAAAAUGGGUUCCUGGAGGCCAAUCCACAUAUGCAGCUCCAAUAAAUGCAUUUGUGCAUGUUGUUAUGUACAUGUAUUAUGGACUAUCAGCACUUGGGCCUGAAUACCAAAAAUAUCUAUGGUGGAAGAAAUACCUGACUCAGUUACAACUAUUCCAGUUCUUUUUCGCCCUGAUCCACUCAACGCAUUCCUGGUACACCGAUUGCCCCUUUCCAGGAUGGAUGUAUGCUGCACUGAACUUGUACCUGGUAUCGUUCAUAUUUCUCUUUGGGAACUUCUACCUACAGGCGUACAUACGAAAGCAACGCUUGUACUGCAAAGUGAAGCUUGAAGAUCACAGCAACGGCAAGCAGAUUAAGAAUGGUCAUCUGACCAAUGGUGUGGAUAAAAAGAUUAACUAGAAAUGUAAAACAAAUUGAUAUGCACCAUCUUUUGGUCUGAAAUCGAACGUUUGAAAGACUUUUUUACUAAUAUGAUUUUAUGUUGGCGUCAGAAGUUUAAACUUAACCAUGAUAUAUUGUUUUAAAUGAUAUAUUGCAAAUCAAAUCUAUUGACUUUAGUUUACAUUGGGCAAAUUCAAUGUUCAGUAAUUUGUCAACCUAGAGUUCUUAUCUGGUAUAUUUAUAGAUAUUUAUAAAAAACUUGUAUUAAUUGUUGCACAGAUCAGCUCUUUAUCAGAUCAUGGUGCCAGUACUCCAUGUAAGGUCCCAGUACUCCAUGUUAGGUCCGAUUUGUGCUGUACCUUAGAUUCAGAACAUCAAAGCCCUGUGCUAACAAAGCAAUUAAAAGCAAAUUUAUCCAAACCAACAACCAACCUCACAACAUCUUGAAAUGAUACCUUAAAAUAACUUUUAUUGGAUUCUUUACCUCUUUCGUCUAAGAACAGGUACCAUCAUCUGUUUCCUACCACAUCAUUUCACGUCUUACCAUUUCUUGUGCAACCAUUACUAUACAAAUUACACUGUGCUGCUGAAUUCUCACAAACAGAAUGCUAUACAAAACACAAUGGCACCAUACCAAGCUACUCCAAAUCAUAGCUUGACAUACCGAAUCAUACCAUAACAAACCAUACCAUACCAUGACCUGCCAUGUCAUACCAUGCCAUUCCAUACCAUGCCAUAUCCGACUGCAUCACCAUGGAGUCGAGAGGGUGGCAAUGAGUAGCAAAUUGAAAGUUGCUUUUCUCGCAGCAAUACCCCGAGUAUUGACAUUAUUUUUGGUUUUCACACAAGAACAGUUUACCAAAAGUGCUGUGAUUUUGACCAGAAUCGUUGUACAAAAAGUCCAGUUUAAAAUGAAACAAUUCCAGAUAUUUAUAAAAGCUCGGUUUACAUUGAAUGACAUUUUCCCCCACGAGCCCCAGGUUUCAUUUUCCCUACGUAGAAUAGUAUCUUAAAUACUUGCAGCUUUUUCUUCAACAUGCCUAUGUUUCAGAUCUCACUGUCUCUAUUUUCGUCAAUUUUGAGUGGUAUUUUGAUUUGAUGUAUUUGCACGUGAUUGAUUGAUGUAAAAUAUACAUGGAAUUGACUGUG
Rhopilema esculentum is the source of this 2709-nucleotide messenger RNA. Its product is annotated as very long chain fatty acid elongase 4. Gene Ontology annotation, molecular function: fatty acid elongase activity. NCBI's taxonomy places the organism in Eukaryota, Metazoa, Cnidaria, Scyphozoa, Rhizostomeae, Rhizostomatidae. Gene Ontology annotation, cellular component: endoplasmic reticulum membrane. Gene Ontology annotation, biological process: fatty acid elongation, saturated fatty acid; fatty acid elongation, polyunsaturated fatty acid; fatty acid elongation, monounsaturated fatty acid. The record is from RefSeq and is a predicted model, not a curated record.